Molecule: messenger RNA, 2263 nt
Organism: Sphaeramia orbicularis (orbiculate cardinalfish)
Lineage: Eukaryota; Metazoa; Chordata; Actinopteri; Kurtiformes; Apogonidae
Gene: tmem178a
Product: transmembrane protein 178a
Exons: 4
Coding region: 81-1112 (343 amino acids)
Biological process (GO): negative regulation of osteoclast differentiation; regulation of cytosolic calcium ion concentration
Cellular component (GO): endoplasmic reticulum membrane
Source: RefSeq, a predicted model, not a curated record
UUCGUCCGUCAGUCGGCAUGACAACGCGCUCUCGAGGGCAAACGGGGAACGGCUGACGAGCGCGAGGAUGGCAGCAGAAGAUGCCCAGUAACGGGAACAGCGGCGGGAACCGAGCGAGCGACAGGACCGGGACCUGCACCGGGACCGGCAGCGGGAGUGGCCCGGUCCAUGUCCCUGGCCCGGCCAUGGAGCGCGCCCGACCGGUGACGGUGACGGUGUCCGCGGUCAGCCUGGUGCUCAGCGUCCUGUCACUGCUGCUGCUGGUCACCGCCAUCUCCUCCGACCACUGGUACGAGACCGACACCCGCAGGCACAAGGACAAUUGCGACCGAACCGGAUCCGACUCCAACGACCAGAAGAACCGGGAGAUGCCCAUCUACCACCUGCCGCUGGUGGAUACCAGCAGCGGCAGCGCUCGGCAGCGGGACGUGGCGCUGAUGAAGCCCGUGCAUGUGGGCAGCAGAGAGGAGGAGCUGCUGGAGAACUGGAGGGCCAUCCUGGGCAUGGGCAUCCUGGAGACCGAGUGCGGAAGGCCGCUGUUCUCCACGCACUCCGGCCUCUGGAGGAAGUGCUACUUCAAGGGCCUGGACCCGGACAUCGACAAGCUCAUCGACCGGGGUAUCGCAGAUCGCUGCACUGCUGUGAAGUACCAUUUCUCUCAGCCAAUUAGACUGCGGAACAUCCCUCUGAACCUGACGAGGACAAUCCAACAGGACGAAUGGCAUCUGCUGCACCUGCGUCGGAUCACGGCAGGUUUCCUCGGGAUGGCAGCGGCUGUCCUCCUGUGUGGCAGCAUCGUAGUUUCAGUCGGUUUCUUCUGGGAGGAAAGUCUGACGCAGCACGUGUCCGGACUGCUGUUCCUCAUGGCAGGGAUCUUCUGCACCAUCUCCCUCUGUACAUACGCUGCCAGUGUGACCUACGACCUCUCCAGGAACCCUCCAUUCAUCUACGGUCUUCCGUCUGACGUCGAUCACGGCUACGGCUGGUCCAUCUGCUGUGCCUGGGUCAGUCUGGGUCUCACCGUGGCAUCUGGCUGCCUCGGGACCACCUUCCCCUUCCUGAGCCGGGCCGGAGCUCUGAGGUCAAAAACGGCCCGUGAGUCGUCCGUCUGAGCUGCCGCAGCCAAUUGCAGGCCAAGCAGUGGAAGGGAGCGGGGCUUCACAACCUGCCAGGUGUCACUCACCUGUCUAGAGACGUUUGUGCAGGAGGAUGGCGCCCCCUGCUGAGGGAGACAUGGACUUAGAUGUAAACACACACUUUAAAGAAAAACGAAGAAACAAACAUGUAUUUAUGUUUCAGACUCUGAAGACACAAAGAGACCGACAACCACAACAUAGACACAUAAACACAGACGCACACAUAAACAAACCGUGAGAUCCACACCUGCACCGACUGCUAACAUUAGCGUUGAAUCAUGAAUGUUAAUGUCAGCAUUGAAACUUGAUGUAAUGUAGAAUCCAAAUGCAAUCACUAACGUUGGCAUUGAGACAAAACUGGUAACGUUAGCAUUGAAACACUUCGACCAACAAACCCUCAAUGAUUAAAUUAGCAUCAACACGCAUCUCUUUAGCUGGAUGUUUCAGAUUUUCAGGUAAACUUAGCUUCGUGUUUUUUCACUGACUCAACUGUUGUGGUUUUCAGUAACUUAAUGUUCAUGUAUGUCCAACAUUAGAGUGUGUUCAGACACUUCACCAGGUAAGAAGACACAAUUCAUUUACCCCUGGUAUUGAACAGUAACAGUGGUAGAAGAGGGUGAAUGCUGACAUUUGAUGUCUUAUAACAGUAUUUAAUGUUUUUCAGAUGUGGUGUUUUCCCUUGAGAUUUGGUCCAACAUUCCCUGGACUUUCCUUGUCCAUUGUCUCUUCAGUUAUUUAUCAUUACAGUGUUGCGACAACAAUUUGUGUGAUUCUGUGUUCGUACAACGUGAAUACAGCAGGACAACGGUUUCCUGUUGAUGUCAGACAUAAAUGGACGACAUGUCGAUAUGGUCCCUGGCUGGACGAGGCUGACACAGGUUGCAAAAUCUUGCAAAAAUGAUCCAGAUGUUAUUUUCUCAUGAGUAACACGAGGUGAGAAGUGCUUCAGGUUUGAUCUGAGCACAACUUCAAUUUGGACCAUCGAGAUCUUUAAACUAAUCCAGAGUCUAAGAAUAGGUUCUGUCAGAUUAAAUGUUAAAGGGGUCAUAUUUUGCUAAACCCACUUUUAUUAGUCUUUGGUAGAUUUAUUUGUGUAUUUGGACCCUAAUAGUUCAUAAAGUUUGAAU